AUUACAUCGACAGUGUAACAAACAUAUUUGACAGCCGUUUGUCAUUGUCAUUUACAAUUUUAUUAUUUUCUACACAAGUUUAUUUUUGAAUGUUUUUGAUUUAGCUAAUGGGCCAAGAUGAUAACAUCCACGCGGCUCUAUCGCACGUGGUGCUCUGCUGCGUCACCGGGCCCAGCCUCGGGCGUGUGCAUAUCAAGAACUACACCCACCCGGGCAUGCACACCAAUCUGCUGCUGCAUGGAGUCAUGGGAUUCCUGCACUAUCACGGAGGUUUCGGUGACGUCUCCCAAGCCUACAAGAUUAGCCUGGCCGCAUCCCGGUACCUCCCGAUCCCCUGUCUAAUGGCUGAUCUAACGCGAGGCGAUGACGUACGAUCAAUCUGCCAUCUCCUCUCCGGACUUGUCCCUUUCGUUAUCGCUGUGACCGGAACUGAAGACAGACACUUCGGGAACCUUAUGGUUUUUAUCAACAUAAUUUGUUUAGUGUUUUACUCGCAUGAAAAGAAUAGUGAAUGGGGCUGGUAUACAGCGGGGGCGGCUGUGUUCUCGUAUUUGGCCGCGCCGCAGAUCGGCGGGUUCGGCCCGAAGGUGAUAUAUCCAUUGGGGUUGGCGCUGAUGGAUUAUUGCGGGUACAGGGUGCAUGGGGUUGCAAGAUCAGCGGCUGCGGGACCUCCUCGGUAAUAAAGCGAAUGUGACUUA
Cydia pomonella (codling moth) is the source of this 698-nucleotide messenger RNA. RefSeq lists its product as uncharacterized. The record is from RefSeq and is a predicted model, not a curated record. The coding region runs from base 108 to 680 and encodes 190 amino acids. NCBI's taxonomy places the organism in Eukaryota, Metazoa, Arthropoda, Insecta, Lepidoptera, Tortricidae. The transcript has 2 exons.